Messenger RNA from Brassica oleracea var. oleracea, 632 nucleotides. RefSeq lists its product as uncharacterized. The record is from RefSeq and is a predicted model, not a curated record. The transcript has a single exon. Lineage: Eukaryota; Viridiplantae; Streptophyta; Magnoliopsida; Brassicales; Brassicaceae. Bases 98 to 334 code for a protein of 78 amino acids.
CUUUUCCGCAAUUAGCUACAUCAUUCUGUCGCAUUAACACUAGAGAAUCCACAAAGACAAGACUCACUUCACUUCCAUCUCUGCCUUUGAAUCUCCGAUGCCGUCAACGACUAGGUGGUGGCCGAUCCGCUUGGCUUCAUCUGGAUCCGAGCCGGGAUGGUUUUCAGGAGUUGGUUACGGACGGUGGCGCUGGCUGAGCUGGAGUCGACCGGAGCUGAGUUUCUUGUCCGUGAUGGUGGACGACGUUGUGUGGAAAGUAGUGGUGGCGUUCGAGUCUGUGGCUUUGGUCUCGAUGCUUGGUUUCUUCUUCCUCUUCUACGGCUGCACCGUCUGAAUUUUGAAUUUGACUUAGGAUUUUGUUUUUAUUUAUUGCCGUAGAGUUUUGGGAUUUCGUUUUUGCUUAAUUUUAUCUUCCAAUUGGUCUGUUUCCACCGUACGCUAGUGGUAAAGCAACGGCGGAGAUACUGAUGCUGUUGUUCAAGGAUGCGCGUGAUGCUCACUCGUGACUCGCCGUAGUUUGUUUUAGUUUUGAUUUCUCUUUCUGAAUGAUCAUAUCAUGUCAAUGUUUGCCCAAAAAAAGAAUGAUCAUAUCAUGUUAUGUUUGCUCAAAAAAAGAAUGAUCAUAUCAUGUU